UUGACUGUACAGUUAUUGAGACCGUGGAGGGGGAUGAUGAUGAAUGUGAAAAAUUCAGGUGGGCUAAAGUGACACGGUUUAGAUUGGGUGGAGGCAGAUAACACUUUGCCUGCAACUUCAAAGCACCUCUGGGUGGAGUUGACUGGCAUCCAUUAUGGUAUUGCUCAACUGCGCAGGAAAAGAAAGUGAAAUCUAGCACUGCUAGACUUGCCUGUAAAUCUUAAGUUUCUAUAUCCACACAGGCUGCGUCCAUUAUCGUAGCCCAGAACCCACAUGCAAGUAAUGAAUCGUGUUUCAUUGGAGAAGAUGUAGAUCUUUCUCAGCAUGUCUGUUUUCACUCUCAAUUAUGCUUUUAUUGGGUCAGGUGAAUGACAGUAACUCAAGCGAUACGCAGUUGCAACAGUCAAAACGAAAUACGAUCUGUUUUGAUGGUUCGUAAAUCUUGUAUAAAUCCCUCAGUGACAAGUCUUUCUCUAGAAGAGAGGAAUGUUGCUGAGCUACUCGCUACAGGGUGGGACAGACACACAGGUUCAAACGGUUGUCUCGCUGUCAUUUCCUCACGACGCUACAUCACAGCAGGUAUGGGCCCGUCUGUCUUGUCCAGUGCUGUGUGUGUUUUGUGUCUGACCCUGCUCCCAGCUGUAUGGGCUGAAUACUGCAACAGAUAUCAGGACACGUCUGGUGACUACUACGACAGUCAGCAAUGUUACAGUCAGUACUGCUGUGGUUACUGUACCCAGAGGUACUGCUGCGCCGACCAGAGAUACCGCCUUGCUCAAGACCGCUGCUCUCAAGGAACUAACCAAGGGGGAAAGAACAAACUCCCCACAGUUCUCGGAAGCACUUUAGGGACUAUUUUCCCCCUCAUCCUCAUUGUGGGUGUCAUCAUCUGCUGUGUGGCUCCUUGCUGCUUCUGCUACAAGAAGUGUCGGAAAGGAGGCAACCGAGGACGCCAACCUGUGAUAGGCCCCGGACCCAUGCACCCACACUCACCCUCCGGAGGAUACCAACCGGCCUACCCAGGCUUCCAGCCCGGACCUGCCCAGCCUGGAUUUGGAGGCAUGCCCAACCCUGGAGCACCACCGCCCUCAUACUUCAAUAAUGAUCCAGGUUACAAUCCAGCUGCAUUCGGUCCAGCACAGCCGAUGUAUCCCUUUGGACAGCUUUUUGCAACUCCACCAGAUUCAGAUGAAACUGUGCAGCCGCCCUUCAACCCUGCUUAUGACCCAAACUCUGUAACCGCAUAGCUUACUGUGCCCAAACACUCCUGGUUUCACCACCUUUCUCAGAGGAUUGUAAAAUGUGUGGCUGAGAUUGAGAUGACGGUGCAGACCCACUCUGCAGGAUGUGAGAUCUGAAUUAAAUCUGCAAAAUCUACAUUUUGAUACUUUCAUCAAAAGAACUUAAACUCUGCUGAAGCACUUUAUGAUUCAACCUUUGUGGACAAUAGCUUUAGUUAUGGUAAUGUGUUAGCAAAGUCCAAUUGUAAAAAUGGCAACUUUUAAAUAGAUUUUUUGAAUGUUGAAAAAAAAAGUACAAAAACACACAUUUUAAGUAAGAAUAUUGAGGAAAAAAAGCUCCAAACUGAAAAACAAUGAACUCCACAGGCAUUGAGUUGAUUAUGUGUUUACUUGUGUGUAAUGUUGUGGAUUACAUAACUUUUGUAUUUGCUUGUAAUUCGUUUUGAGGUGAGGUUCCUUCUGUCUUGAGGGGUUUUCUGCACCUCAUCAGCACAACAUGCUCACUUUUUGUUGCUGCUGUUUGUGCUGCUUUGUUUUUACUGAGGAGGAAAGUGCAUAAUGUGCCCACUUGUAAAGUGAACAUAAACCAAAAACAACGAACAAACAAAGAAAAACUCUUCAUGACAAUGUACAUAACAGUAGGAACAUUUUUUAAAUAAAAAAAUAAUCCUUUUACGCCCAGAUCUCUUUGUAGUACCAGUAGGUAACUACACAAUACCCGGACCAAGUAUCGUCAUCACUUGGUGAUGACGCCAACAGGGUGGUUAGCUCGCAACAGUGCCCCCCUGCUUUUGAAACGCUGGAGUUUCCCUUAGGGGACAUCAAUAAAUUACUGUUUGACUAACGCAAAAACUUUUUUUUUUUUUUCCAAUACCUGCUUAUUUUCCCGUAUCAGUGGAAAUCAUAAAUAAAAAACACUGUGGUAUGUUAGAUUCAUAUAGCACAUACAGGGAAAGAUUUGGAGUCACUGCGUCUUUUGACAUAGAAGCUACUGAAAUGAUUUCUUGAUUGGAUUAGAGAGUCUUUGCUGUCCCUGAGCAAUUUGGUUUGCAACAGUAGUCAUCACAACCAGAACACAUCAUCCUGAAAUAAUAUAAUAAAUGGUGACAUAACAUAUGUCAUACAGGAGGUCAUGAU
Messenger RNA from Acanthopagrus latus (yellowfin seabream), 2378 nucleotides. Its product is annotated as protein shisa-4-like. Bases 369 to 1247 code for a protein of 292 amino acids. NCBI's taxonomy places the organism in Eukaryota, Metazoa, Chordata, Actinopteri, Spariformes, Sparidae. The transcript is spliced from 5 exons. The record is from RefSeq and is a predicted model, not a curated record.